Calliphora vicina (urban bluebottle blowfly) is the source of this 3303-nucleotide messenger RNA. RefSeq lists its product as uncharacterized. The record is from RefSeq and is a predicted model, not a curated record. NCBI's taxonomy places the organism in Eukaryota, Metazoa, Arthropoda, Insecta, Diptera, Calliphoridae. The transcript has a single exon. The coding region runs from base 1 to 3303 and encodes 1100 amino acids.
AUGAAGCAUUUAUUUCCAAAUAUUCUAAUUAUUUCAACAAUUUUGCUGCAAAUCUCUAAGAUUUCAACAGAAGAAGUGCCAUCCUUUCGCAUUGUGGCACCACAAAAUCUGUGCAAACACAAUGACAGCGAAACGGGAGCAAAGCAACCCGAGGGAGUGACAAUAACUUUUCAACCCAAAGACGGCAUUAAAUUGUCGUAUAAAUUUAAAAUAUUCUUUAAAAUCAUUGGACCAGAACCGCUGACACAACGUGAAACGUUGUUGGUAUGGAAAGCGGUCAGAGCUUUGGAACAGCACCUGAAUAGCAAGGAGAGAUUGCACAUCAUGAAGAAUAAUAUGGCUUUGAUAAAGAAGACACAAGUAGUGCCGGGUGUAAGUUAUAUUUUCCAUGUGGUGGGCAUAACAGAUGCAGGAGAAACUAGUCGUGAACAAGUAUUCACCAUUGAUUAUGCGGAGGGUGUUUUACAGAAUAGCAAUGUGCCGGAGGGUAUUAAUUUCCUGCUUAUAGGCUCAGAGGAAGUUGUGGCCAGCAUAGAGUAUAGUGUCAUGGCUAAAGUUACUUUUUGUAAACCUAAAAAUGACUAUUACAUACAGUGGAAGGUAAGCGAUUUAGAGGAGAGAUAUCAAAUGAUAGAAAAUACCAUUUCAAGUGUUUUGCUGAUACCACCAAAUGCCUUGAGUGCUGAGAGGAAAACGGCCAUUGAAGCGGAAGUCAAGGAGAGUGGUAGCAACAGACUUUUAGCUAAAGAAGUAAUAUGGGUGGAGAUCUUGAACAAAGGAUUCCAGGCCAUGAUUAUACCGUGUGCGGCCAGAAUUGGUGAGGGUACUCAUUUAACUUUUCGUCUAUUUCUACGCAACUACGAUCGUGUACAGCAGCUGGAAAUUAAGUGGUUGGUAGAGGAUGCCAUAACAAACGAUGCUUUGCAGACCAGAGAAGACAAUCAGCAGUAUUUUAAAAUAUUAUUCGAAAAAGCCGGCACCUACCAAGUUGUUGCCCAAGUUAAAAUCAAUGACAUAGUUACUAAGGUUAAGGCCGAUAUUGAGGUGAUAUCUUCGGUGUUUAUCAGCUAUGAUUUUCAGGAAAUACCCAAUUUAAAUCCUUCCUCCUAUGAGGAAUUUAAAUUCUCGGUUAUGGUCAUGAAUAUGGUGGCCAAUUGUGAGGCCAGUUGGUUGAGUGCCCAGGAAGAAGGUUUUCGACUUAUACCCAGUGGUGUCUUGGAUAAAGAGCACUAUGGUUAUACAAAAAUAACCAAUUUGGAGAAGUAUUAUCUGGAGGAAAUUAUAGACUUUACAAAUUCCACAGUAAAUCGGGAGAUUACUUUAAACAUACCCACACAACACAUAAAAACCGAUAUAAUGUGGCCAGGCUUUGAAGGAGAUUCCAUGUAUAAAUUUCGUUUGGAUGUUACUUGCCCCAAACCGUUUACCGAAAAUCCCCAGCAGGGGGACAUAGAAAGCGAACCUUGGAUAAAAGUGGUCACUAGUUACUUCAUCAUAGACAUACACACCAACGCCCCGCCUCAAGCCUUAAUGGUUUUAAUGGAUCCCCUGCAAGGUGUGGCCUUGAAAACUGUUUUCAAUAUUAAUUCUCAUGAAGCAAAAGAUCUGCUUUUGGAUUCUCCUGUUAGUUAUGAACUAAAGGUUAUUAUGGAUAAAUUUGAGUUAUCAUUUGGUAAAUACUUUCAAUACAAAACCUGGGAAACCAUAUUGCCCUAUACUCUUACACCUCUACAAAUAAUGGUGGAAAUAUGUGAUAUUCGCCAGGCUUGUAGUACAAUUAAGAAUGACACAAAAUUGUCUAUAAAUUAUGAAGAAUUUAAUAAUCUAGAUUAUGCAGCUUACGAACAUAAGGUCAAUGGUCUUUUUAUGAGAACCGAUUUCCAAGAUGCUUUAAAUUACCUAAUAAUGGCCACUAUAACCUUCAAAAACACCCAAAGUCCGUUACAUGAAAAAUGGCUGGAUUUUGUUAAAUUUUCCAUUCACAAAGAAAUUGACAAACUUCUGGAGCAGCCAGAAGAUAAAAUCUAUAUUAAUUCAGAUUCAAAAUUAAUAUUUGUAGUAAAAUGCAAAGAAAUUUUAGAUUAUACCCAUCUUAUGAAUAAAGAAAUGCUGGAAAAACUUUUAGAGAUUCUGGAAAACCUAAUGGACUAUACAGACGCAAAAGCCGAUUUACAAAAGCAAGCACGUUUUAAGCGCUCCAGCCGAAAGAGACGAAUUGUUAACCAUUCCCAGCAGUUAUAUACCAAAACUCAGUUGACUUUAUUGGAAGAUUUACUGAAAUCAGAAGAGUACUCUUCGCAAGCUUUACAAAACUUUAUUGGCAAAAUAACAAAUUUAGCCAAAAAGAUGUGCUUAAAUGAAGAUGUAAGUCAAGAGUCCCUAAAAUCCUCACUCGUAUCCUUGACUUUGAGAAAAAUGCAAGGAGCAUUUUUACAACAGCACACCACGCAAAUAAAUGAAAAUGUUUUUGACAAACUAAUACUGCAAUUCAAAACCAUCAAUAUGAAUUUUAUAAAACCUCAAGCAAAAUAUUGUUUAAUCAUAAAGUCUUACAACUUUAAAGAGAAUUUACAAGAUGAUAUCUCGCUAAUCGAAUACAAUAUCUAUGAAAUAAUUGAUACUACACAACUGCAGGAAAUAAAAUUGGGGGAGCUCAACAAAACUCCCUCCAAUGUGCAAUUAGACAUUUAUCCCUUAGAGCAGCAUGUCAACAAAUGUUUAAUGAAAACAUCGUACACGGCACCCUGGUCGCCAGAGCCUUGUAAAUCUUUGGUAAUGGGAAAAUUCCUGAGAUGUUCUUGCUCACAAACUGGAUUCCUUAAAACGGCUCUGGUAAAUAUACCCUCAACAUUGAGACCCAUAAUAAAUAAUGACCUAGCAACUGCUAUGACUUCUCUGCCCACAUUCAUCUCAUUAACAACACGCUCUGUUAGCACGUUUGCCACAUCUACUGUUUCUACAAGAGCUAUUGCCACCACCACUUCCUCUACCACAAUGGCCUCAUUUGUACCAAGUAUUAAGCCAGAAACCAGCAAUGACAUGCAAGUUAAUCCCACUACUUCUUCAUCGGACAUGGAUAUUGUGCAAAAGGCCUCACCUUUGACUUAUAUUAUUCCCCUUAUAUUGGUUUUAAUUCUCUUGUUGUUUGGCAUAUUGUAUAUAUUACAUCAUCGCCGCUUAAAUCAAGCUUCGAAAAUACCCUCUAUUGCAGCACCUUCCACAGUUUUGGAAUUUCGUCAACCAGCUUCAGGCAUUAGAUAUGCAAAUAUAUACGAUGAUCAUUUGUUAAGUGGUAAUUUUUAA